Molecule: messenger RNA, 687 nt
Organism: Diachasma alloeum
Lineage: Eukaryota; Metazoa; Arthropoda; Insecta; Hymenoptera; Braconidae
Product: CDGSH iron-sulfur domain-containing protein 3, mitochondrial
Exons: 2
Coding region: 115-543 (142 amino acids)
Cellular component (GO): intracellular membrane-bounded organelle
Molecular function (GO): 2 iron, 2 sulfur cluster binding
Source: RefSeq, a predicted model, not a curated record
UUCCGCCCACGCGACAGUGGCGAGUGGCCUCCUAACCUCCAAAGAUCAUCAGAAUUAUCAACAAAAAGAGCGCUCUUGAUUUUGGUGACCCUCAAUUUUUAUUUGAUUCUUCAAAUGAUGAUUGUCGCGUCAUUAAUUCAAUUAUCUCGCCCCAUUCGAGGGAAAAUCCACUGUUCUCAAGCGAUAUCGAGAUACUCUACAAAAGAGAAGAAAUCCGAGCCGGAGAUCCCCAAGAAUGAGCUCGAGGGGAUGUUCAGCGCUCAGGUCCAACCGGACAAGGGAAAAAUAUACGAUAAAAAGCCGUUCAAAAUUAGGAUCGAGGCGGGCAAGAAGUACGCCUGGUGCACCUGCGGCCACAGCAAGGGCCAGCCCCUCUGCGAUGGCACUCACAAAAAUACCUUCCUGAAGAUCACCCUCAGACCCAUAUACUUCCAGGUCAAGGAGACCAAGGAGUACUGGUUAUGCAAUUGCAAGCAGACCAACAACAGACCUUUCUGCGAUGGGACACACGUGAGAGAAGACAUUCAGGCGAAAAUUAAAUAAUUUGUCACGCGUCGUGGGCAUUAUUAAUAUUAUGUACUGGGUUUAUUGUAAAUAUAUUGAAGGAAAAAACAAAAAUCAUCUGUUUUAUAUUAAUUAGUCUGAUAUGAACAUCAAUAAAAAAUGAAAAAGUCAUUGAAGAGAGAA